AUGGCUGAUCUGAAAGACGAAUUCGAAAGCGAAUUGAAAAAGUAUCAACAAUACGAAAAAGGUGAGAACUUUCGAAAUUCGUAUGUAUUCAAUUAUUCAGAUCGGGAAAAGUACGUUGGAAACCGGCAACAAUUGGAGCUUAAAUUGGCAGAGAGCAAAAAUGUCAAGCAGGUAGUGCGAUGAGACCGGAUCUACAUGUUUCAUUUUUUCACAGGAACUAGAUUUGAUGGAAGAUGACACAAAGGUCUACAAAAUGAUUGGCGCCGUUCUUGUGCGUCAAGAUUUGGUCGAAGCGAGGUCCACCGUCGACAAACGUCUUCAGUUCAUUGAGAAUGAGAUGUAAGAACUCUGAAAUUUGCCAAAUUAAUGAAGUAUUUUGCAGUAAACGCGUAGACGACAGUUCGGAGGAUUUCGCGGAAAAGAUCCGAGUGCAAAAAGAAAAAUUGAUCUCUAUUCAAAAAAGAGUAAAAUAAUCCAGUUCAAUCUCAUCUUAUAAUCUUUGUUUCAACUUUUCAGUUUUCAUAAAUUCUGCUUACCCUCCAUUUUUUUUCUCAUUUGUUCCCAAAAGGUGAUUUCUCACUUCUCAUACCGGGAAGACUUUUUAAGAAAAUUACAUUUUCAAGUUUCCUCCCAGAUAUUCCAUGUACAGGAGAGCCCACAAUCAUUCUCCUCGCCAGCAGGAGAUUGUGAGUUUUUUUUUUUAAUUUUCUGGAAAAAUAUGUCCGAGUUAAGCGUUUCUCGGGAUACGUAUUGAAAGCGUCGCAAGAGGAUAACGCCUAUUUAAUGUACACUCCAGUUUUGGACAACUUCGUGAAAUUGGAUCUCAAUGAAGAACUUUUGAGUGUGGGGAGAUGGCUCAAGUAAGCCAUAAAACUGAUUUUUGAAAAAUAUAAUGUGGAGAAUUGUUAAAAUUCUUCAAAUACAUUCAGAGUUUCACAACUCGCUUUCUUUCAUGGAUAAAAAAAUCUUGUAGAGUUUUGACUUUAUUGAUUUUUUAGUGAUGAGAAAGAAUCACUCCAGAAAGUGAUAAAGAAUACUUCGAAAAAAAUAUAAUAAUACUGUUUCGAAGUAACAAAACGAAGAACUUCAAAUCUUGAAGUUUUCUAUUUUUCUACAAUAUGGCGUCAGAAUUUCAGAUGAUUUACCGUUUUUUAAACCGUUCAUGACUCAUAGGCAAAGUCGGAAAGGUCAAAGGCUUCCCAUGAAAGUUCCUUUCAGGGUAACAAAUAUUUCUUUUUUGCUACCUUUUGCGCCAUUUCAUCGGCUAUUAUGCAUUAUUUUUGCUGCCCCUCGCCUUUUCCACUAUGCCUCUCGCCUUCAAAAUCCAAGAAAAAUUGGAAGGCUAGAUAAAGGGGCCUUUUUUGCUGCCUUUCUGCGGCUUUUUUAGAGCCUCUCCCCUUUAGCGGCCCUCAUACACCCUUACGAGUUUGCCUGUGCUGCUCAUUUACGGCUUGUGAAACUUCUCGCAUACCUCCUUUUUUUCAGCCUUUCGGUAAACAUUCCCAAGGAAUUUCUGCUUAGUGCCACCUUAAAUCGGCACAAUACUCGCGGCUUCGAUGACUUCGACGCUACUCCAUCUGUUCACGAGGCGUAUGCUCGCUUUUUCCCCCUCUGGAGAGUUCUUACAUUCGGAGAAGCGCUUGUCAGAAACUAUUUGCUAUCCUUGAACCUACGAAGUGUUUCAGCUUGCAGCUCGUUUCCAGAUCGCGUACAACGAGUACACGGCUCGUUUAGAAUUAUUUUCCAAACACGUGAAUUCUGACCAUCUUGUCAACGUUCAGUUUCUAGGAAAUCCCCGCCCCAACAGCACAUUUAUUCUUGAGGUAACGGUUUAUCAGAGUGCCAGAUUUUUCAUUCCGAUUCAAGCUGCAAGCCACGAAAAGUGGCUGGCUGAUUCUUCGUAAACACGAGGAUCCUACUGGAACGCUCACAUGCGAUCAAGUUUCCAUAUGAUUUCCGAAUGGUUGCUCAAAGUCAGAAUUCUAGCUCCAAUCGGUUGUCCCCUACGACGUUUCUUGCUUCGAAGAAACCGGUUUGGAUCAGGUUAUUCACUCAAAAAUUGCUAUGCUCUCAAUUUCCGUUGGAUUCUUUUUUCUAGACUAAGUGUCAUAAUUUUUUUUUUCAUUUCGUAAUAUCAAUAUAUCGGACGGUUCGUGAAACUCUAAUGUUGGUCAGUAGCACCCCUUGAGCUAAUAUGCCAUAAUUUUGAGGAACAUUCCUACGGGUGCCUACGGGCUAAUGCCGAUCACCCGUUUAGCCCUAGCCGUGCACCCGAAGACCAAUUUUUUUUUUUUUGUUUUUUCAAAAAACACCGGGUGGUCGGCACUAGCACCCGUAGAGCACCUCUUUCGUAAAUAUAUGACGUAUUAGCCGAACGGGUGCUACUGGCCAGCAUUAGAGCAAUGAGAAAAAAUUUUUGAACUUGAAAUUUUUUGAUUGUAAAAUGAAAUUUUUACUUAAGCAUCUUUCCAAGAACGACGUGUUCAAGCCAGCAACUCACAUCACUCGGAAAUCUUCAAUCCAGGUUUUUUGCGCUCUUAUGAAGAAAAUUGAGAAAGACAUAAUCCGGAGUUAGCUUGCACUUAUUUGUAGAUUUCAAAACUUGUUGAAAAGCUCGUUUUUUGAAACUUUUAAUGAUUCAGCAUCCCUCAUCAGGAAGUCAAACGUCUUUAGAAGCGUUUCAAGAAAUGAGGCUUGAAAAUUCCCGGGAUCGUAGGUAGUUUAAAACGAACAUUCAAAAAAACUUGAUUUUCUCAGCCAUGUCCGAAAGGAAGUCGCCCAACCACAACGUCUGGAAAGACCCUCGGCUCGAAAUUCGGGUUUUCUUUCUAAAUAAUUUUCUGAAUUGUUUAGUUUUUAAGGUUCUUCAGCCAGUUCCCUGCAAACAAAAUGUCCAAAUCCUGUUUUGUCAGAAGCGAAAGCAUGUUCCAAUGAAAAAAAUUCGAGUAGAAAAGAGUCGUUGUCGUCGGAAUCGGCCACACGACAAAACAGAAUUGUGAAAACUUUCUGGUUGAUCUUUAAAAAAAAAGUUAUUUUCAGCCGAAGUUUGUGAGUGUCCAUAGCUGGAUAGAUAGGCAAUUCCUCGGUUCGCAAGGGAGAAGCGAUUAUCUCGAAUGGAGUUCCUGUGAACAACCCUUGGUUUCAUCUGAGGUUUGGUAGAAUUUCUCUCCUCCUAUUUUUCAGUAUUGUUGUGCCCCCAGGUGGUCAGUGAAGACUUUGUAGUAGUGGAAGAUUUAUUACUAACAAGAAACUAGACUUUUUAAAAUAACAAACAAGGGAUCAUAUAGUGCUGUGUGAAAAGAUCCCGAAGAUUGUGGAAUUUCCCAGAAUAAAAGUGGAGUUCAGAGAGUAUUGAGAUUAUUAGAAUUAAAGAUGGAACAUUCCAAAAUUUUUGACAUGGGAGAUCUUCACUCAUAAAUUUUAAUAUUCACAUCAGAAUUCUUGAAAAAAAUAAUGGCAAAAAAGUUAGCGGCAAAAGGAUUCGAACCUUCAACAUAGGCUCUCACGCUAGCCAAGGCACCACGCUCCUAGCUGCCAUGCACUGGUUGGUGACGCGACCACAUUCCUUCCAAACGGCGUCACAUGGUUAAGGAUAAAAACUUUGAAAAGUCAUUGAAAAGAUAUCUUCAAAACAAAAAGUUUGUGCUGAUAGCGACUAUGGGGGGUUGAUUCCCAGCCCAUCAAAGAUUGUUUGAGCAAAUUAAUGAAAAAUUCUGAACCCCCCUAUAAUGACUUCCCAUGUGAGAUCCUUCCCAGAAGCAAUAGAACAUUCGAGAAAAAUUUGGAACCUUCUAGAAAGUAUAGAAUGAAUGAGAAGUGAAAAUUUCUAGAAGGCAAACCUUUACACCUGAUCCCUAUGACGCAAUGAGGCUAGAAAUAGAAUACUAUAGAAAAUUCUAGAACCAGCUUAAUAUGAGCGUUAUGAUUCAACCAAUAUAAAUCAGAACCAUAUUUUUCAGAGAGAGGAGAGGGUAGGCGUCGUUGUACGAAUCGUCAAUGGAGAUUUUCUCAUUUUCUCCCCAGCAAUGGUCUUCCACAAAAUUUUUGCGCGCAGUUAUAUCUUCAGGUGAGCUUCGCGAUUCCCCCACCCCCCCCCCUUUGAAAAGAUACCUAAGUUUGAGUUUCCGAGGGUUCUGGUCUUUUCUUAAACUGAAGCUUGGUUUUUGAAUUUUAGCUCGUUGUUUUUUUCCAAAAGGGGUGGCUAUAUCUCACGUAGAAUCGCCCCCACAGUGCUAAGUAGGGGGCGAUUCUAGAAUUCCUAGAAAAUAUCUUCAACAAUCGCCCUUUCCUACAUUAGUGGUAGGCCAUUCUGCUAAAUUAUCAAAGAGCACAUUUUUUUCUGCAACCUCUCUGAUGGACUUGAAGGAAUGAGUUGCCGGUACUUGGCGAAGUGGUCGAGGUGGCUGUGAAGAGCCGUCGACCGCGCUUCGGAGAUUACGCCCAAGGAACUCCGUUUUCGCACAUUGCGGGUGAUUCUCCAGUGGCACGCAACGAACUUUUCCGCUUUUUUCAGUUGAACGCACAACGAACCAGGAAAGUAAGCGGAGAUUUCUUGACGGUGUCACCCGCUCAUAUCGAAACGUCUUAGAGGUUUAUCAAUUUUUACUCCACGGAUCAUAAGUUGUCCAAAAGGAGAAUAAUUAAUCUUGACAAGACAAAAAAUUUCACACUAAUCGCUUUUUUUCUCAAUGAGUUUCCUUAACUUACAGAAUGAAAGUAGUUGACGAAUCUUACAAGACAAAGUUAUAAAUGAAUAAUCAAAGAGAAGAUUUUUAUUCAUACCUUUCAAUCUGUCUUUCUUAAAGACUCUAGAAUCAGAUAUGGGCGCUUAAAAUAUUUUUCGAGUAUUGCUGAACUCCACCCAUCUCGCCUGGAAUGUUAUGAAAACAUCUAUGAGCUCUAUUUUUUUUUUCUCUCGAUUCCGGUAUGUUUUCAGGUUUUUGUGAUAGCGGACCUUUCGAAAGAAGAAAACGUCCAAGUCGUCACAUUACCGCAAAAUGAGGAGAAAUUCUACAAGUUGCGCUGUAGAAACGGAAUUUAUGUGAGUAAGUGUGGGAAAAAACAAAAAAUGUAGCUGAAAGAUGAAAUUUCCAUUUUCGUGUUUCACAAAAAGGGGGCGUUCAAUUUUUUUCAUGUAUGUUUUUAGACAAUCGUUGCACAAAUUUGUCCUGAUAUGCCUAGUUUUUUUCUAAACUUUCAUUCCAAAUGCCUCUCUCGAUUUUCAUUUGUUUUAUUUUACAGGUUCUAGUGAAGUAUGAAAGAAUCGCUGACUUAUUUGACUCGAACAGUACGGCAAAUUGCAAACUUGAGUAAGUGAACAUUUCAUUGCAGUUGAGGUUUUACUCAGGCAAAGUCGGAAUGGUGGAUAAUGGCCGCUAAAAUGCUCAAAAAAAGCUCAAAAAAGGUCGCAGAAAGGCAUCAAAAAGAGCCCUUUUAUCGAGCCUAUCAUUCUUUCUAGAAUUUUUAUGGCUCAAAAAAUGGUGGAAAAGGAAGAGGCAGCAAAAAUGGUGCAUAAGAGGCGAUGAAUUGGUGCAGAAAGGUCUAAAAAAAGAAGCAGUUUGUCACCCUAAAAGGAAGCCCUUUCCGACGUUGGUUAUGAAUAUAAAUUUUUGAAAUGUCUUUUUUUCCAAAAAAAAAAACCAUUCAAAUUUCAAAUAUACAUUUCGUUUUCAGAAUGUGGGCUAUGCGGAAAAAAGCACUAAAGUCAAUAUCUCUACACGUUGGAAAUGUUGAGCCAUGCAUAAAAGUUAACAGAGACGGUACAAGGACGUGUAUUCAGAAAAUCGGCGAUGUUAAAUGGUAAUAGACCUACAAAUUUGUGAACUUUUCAUUAUCCUUCAUAUUCAGGUAUGCUAACGCCGUUCAAAAACCUCCUUCUCCCCAACCGAUUCCUGAUAAUGGCGGUUUAAAUUGA
Messenger RNA from Caenorhabditis auriculariae, 5914 nucleotides. The record is from the annotation of a GenBank genome assembly. NCBI's taxonomy places the organism in Eukaryota, Metazoa, Nematoda, Chromadorea, Rhabditida, Rhabditidae.